Messenger RNA from Physeter macrocephalus (sperm whale), 2691 nucleotides. RefSeq names its product cerebellar degeneration-related protein 2-like. The record is from RefSeq and is a predicted model, not a curated record. Bases 1 to 1119 code for a protein of 372 amino acids. The transcript has a single exon. NCBI's taxonomy places the organism in Eukaryota, Metazoa, Chordata, Mammalia, Artiodactyla, Physeteridae.
AUGACCUCCUCCUGCCAGUGCCUCCCAUUGGCUGAGCCCAGGAGAGAGCCAGGAAACCUGGCGGAAGCCAAGGGCAACCUCCCAGGGCGGAGAGCAGGGGGAGAAAGGCCGAGAGCGACUCAAGGGGGCAGACUAUCCAGCCCCGUCCGGGAGAUGCGGCUGGGCUCCCGGGGCCUUGGCCGUGCCCACCGCCCUCUGCCCACGUCCCUGCCCCCGCUCCCUCCCAGGUGCGAGGCUGCCUUCCGCCUGCACAGUUCCUCCCUGGAGCUGGGCCCGCGGCCCCUGGAGCCGGAGAACGAGCGGCUGCAGACCUUGGUGGGAGUGCUGCGCUCCCAGGUGAGCCAGGAGCGACAGCGCACGGAGCGGGCGGAACGCGAGUACGCGGCGCUGCUGCACGAGUCCUCGGAGCUGGAGCGGCAGCUGUGCGAGAUGGAGGGCUGCCGCCUCCGCGUGCAGGAGCUGGAGGCCGAGCUGCUGGAGCUGCAGCAGCUGAAGCAGGCGAAGACCUACCUGCUGGGACGGGAGGACCACCUGGCCGAGGCCCUGCUGGCGCCCCUCACCCAGGCGCCUGAAGCCGACGACCCCCAGCCGGGCAGCGGGGACGACUCGGGCACCCAGGAUGGGGUCUCCUCUCCGGCCGCGUCCCCGGGCCACACCGUGCGCAAGAGCUGCAGCGACACGGCACUCAACGCCAUCGUGGCCAAAGACCCGGCCAGCCGGCACGUGGGCAACCUCACGCUGCACGCCAACAGCGUGCGCAAGCGGGGCAUGUCCAUCCUGCGCGAGGUGGACGAGCAGUACCACGCGCUGCUGGAGAAGUACGAGGAGCUGCUGAGCAAGUGCCGGCAGCACGGGGCGGGGGUGCGGCACGCGGGCGUGCAGACCUCGCGGCCCGUCUCCCGGGACAGCUCGUGGAAGGACCUGCAGGGCAGCGAGGAGGGCCAGGGGGAGGCCAAGGCGGGCGAGAAGAGCCUGAGCCAGCACGUGGAGGCCGUGGACAAGCGGCUGGAGCAGAGCCAGCCCGAGUACAAGGCGCUCUUCAAGGAGAUCUUCUCCAGGAUCCAGAAGACCAAGGCCGACAUCAACGCCACCAAAGUCAAGACGCACAGCAGCAAGUGAAGGUUCCCCGGCCAGUGGCCUCCCCCAGGAUCAGGCCGUGGGGUCCCUCUUACCUGGGCUGUGCAGCCUCUGGUGAGAGAGGGAGCCCUUUAGCAGCAAUACACGCCAGAGGGAGGCUGCUCUCUGACCCAGGGAGCACGCAGGGGACACCCGUUCCCUGCUGACGGAGGAGGCUGUCAACACCUCUUGUCUCCCAGGACCCUCCACCACCCCGCGCCAGCCCAAAGGCGCAGCCGAGAGUCUGCAAGCCAAAUGUCCCCACUCCCCGCUCUCCCAGCCCCCACUCCCUGACCCUGGGCCUUGCUCUCAGAUUUGUGGCCCGGCUUCUGAAAGCCAUUCUGGACCAGUUGGCUUUUUUUUUUUUUGCAAGGCAGGGUCUCCCUGACCCCUCGCCACAACUGUUAACACUUGAAGGGGGACCCCAGAGCCAGCUGUUGCGGGUUCCAGGGGUCUCCUGGACCACCCACUGCUUCUCCAGCUGUGACACGCUGUCAUUCUCUUAGCACCAGCUGUCCCACCUCGAGGGUCCUGACCAGGUCAGAGACGGCCCCUGCCAUGCAGAGCAGAAAGCCUGAGCCAGGCCCGAGUGGCCCCGACUCUAGCCCUGGUGAGGGCGGGCUUCUUCCUGGAGAUCCUCAGCCCACUGCAGAUCUGUAGCCAAUCAACUCAGAGCCAGCCUCCCCGGGUUCCGGCCCUGGAAAUGCCUUCUGGGUAUCAAGCCUUCCAGGGGUCUGGGCAGUCGGAGCCCCCAUCUCUGCAUGCCUCCUCUGCCUCACUGAGCUUGGCCUCUGCCUGUCCCCAUCUCAGGGACCAUGAUGUGUCUCAUUCACUCCCAUGCUCCCCCCAGGCCCACCCCACCGCAGGUCAUGCCUGCCGCCCCCAGAAUGUCCUGGAUGUGUGCCACCAGCCCAUGGUCCCAGCAUCCUCCCCUGCCCCCCUUUACUGGGGCCCGCCCAAGAGUCUCACCCCACACCGGGCGGUAUUGAAAUGGGACCAGAUGGGGAACAUGUCUCCUCCUUCCCAUACAAUGCCUGCUUUUGAGGACCCAGCUGGGUCAGGGGUUUAAUCUUUUGUUAAAGCUUCAGAAGGUCCAGCUUCAGCUAAGAGCUUCAGCUAAGAGAUUCCCAGGUCCCCAGUGUGCCCUGAGAAAUUCUUCAGGGCUCCCAGUUCCUAGCCCUGGCCUCUGUGCUGGGAGCCCAGUGGGGAACCUUCAUGCCUUAUUUGUUUCUAAGGGGUAAAGGGGUUUUCUUAACAAGCCUGCCCAACCUCCCUGGAGGCGUCACCCUGCUUUCCGGGCAGCACUGUGAUGAGAGCUGUCAGCUGGUCCUUCCAUUCACACAUCUUGGAACCUUUGGUCCGUUGGAGCUGGGCAGCUCCCAGCCAUCCGUGUGUCCCCGGCAUCUAGGGUUGAGGGGGUGGGGUGGGAUGGGAUGGGUGGGGGAAGGGCUUCUGCCUGUUUGCUCCCCGGUUCUGUAGCUGCUGACCAGCGUCAUCUUUGAAGUAUACAUGAGAGAAAUAUAUUUACAAAUGCUUUAUUCUCUUCUUUAAUAAAAAACGCACCAGUAAUCUAAA